Paramecium sonneborni is the source of this 144-nucleotide messenger RNA. Lineage: Eukaryota; Ciliophora; Oligohymenophorea; Peniculida; Parameciidae. The record is from the annotation of a GenBank genome assembly.
AUGGCCUUAACAGAUUAACUAUUUCUUUGGAUAACUACUUUUAUAUUUCUAUCUUAAAUAGCUAUUAAUUUAGCACUUUAAUUGUAGAUACCCUUUUCUCAGAUUGAACUACCACAAAAAUUACAAAUCUAUCAAAUAAACUGA